This is a messenger RNA of Contarinia nasturtii (swede midge), 2461 nucleotides long. RefSeq names its product glutaminase kidney isoform, mitochondrial (gene GLS). NCBI's taxonomy places the organism in Eukaryota, Metazoa, Arthropoda, Insecta, Diptera, Cecidomyiidae. Bases 91 to 2034 code for a protein of 647 amino acids. The transcript has 14 exons. Gene Ontology annotation, biological process: L-glutamine catabolic process. Gene Ontology annotation, molecular function: glutaminase activity; protein binding. The record is from RefSeq and is a predicted model, not a curated record.
UGCCAAAAAUUAUAUAUAUAUAUAUAUUUAUUAAAUGUGCAAUGGUAUAAUGUGGGAAAGUCCACGUUCGAAUUAUUUGAUAAAACAAAAAUGUGGAGUAAACAUUAUUUAAUGAAUGCUUUGAUACGGCAUAGACUGAGUAUAGGUCGAUUAACUGCUUCCAUAGACAAGAAUUCAUUUUCAAAUACACUUCUUCCGAGCCGAAGUAUUUACCAUUGGACAAAUGAACGACAUGUGAACACAUAUUCCCGCCGAUUUUUUUCGGAUUCAAUUGAUGAGCCGAUUCUAUCAAAGCCCAACAGCAAAAAAUAUGCUUUUUAUGACAUAAACGGACAACCAGAUCAACGUGAUAACGAAGCUCAAAAUGCCGACGAUGUUCUCUUUGACAUGUUUUGUAAUGAGAGCACGGAGUUACUUCCGAUUGGUAAAUUUCUCGCUGCUCUUCGGACAUCGGGAAUACGAAUGAAUGAUUUGCGAAUCAAGGAAAUGAUGGAAAAUCUGCGAAAAGUUCAUCGGCUAACAAAUUCGGAAAGCGGAACACCGGAAACACAAAAAUUAAAUCGAGAAACAUUUAAAUCUGUCAUUGCUCCGAAUAUUGUUCUGAUUUCGAAGGCAUUUCGUCAUCAAUUUGUCGUUCCGGAUUUUCUCAAUUUCACCAAAGACAUUGAAGAUAUUUACUGGAAAUGUAAAAGCAAUACAGAUGGUAAGGUUGCUGCUUAUAUUCCACAAUUGGCACGUGUCAAUCCUGAUUAUUGGGGUGUUAGCGUAUGCACAAUUGAUGGUCAACGAUUUUCAAUUGGCGAUGUUAACGUACCGUUUACAUUACAAAGUUGCAGCAAACCAUUGAUGUAUGCCAUUGCAUUGGAGAAACUUGGACAAGAGGUUCAUCAAUAUGUGGGACAAGAACCAAGCGGAAGAAAUUUCAAUGAACUCAUUUUGGAUUAUAAUAAAAAGCCACACAAUCCAAUGAUAAAUGCAGGUGCAAUCAUAAUAUGUUCGUUGGUAAAGACACUAAUAAAACCAGAGAUGACAUUGGCCGAGAAAUUUGAUUACACUUUAUCAUACUUUCGAAAAAUGUCCGGCGGUGAAUUAUUUGGUUUCAAUAAUGCGGUAUUUUUAUCAGAACGCGAAGCGGCUGACAGAAAUUAUGCAUUGGGAUUUUAUAUGCGUGAAAAUAAAUGCUUUCCCGAUAAGUGUAAUUUGCGUGAAUGCAUGGAUUUUUAUUUUCAGUGCUGUUCGAUGGAAGCGACAUGUGAUACAAUGUCAAUAUUAGCCGCUACAUUGGCGAAUGGUGGCAUCUGUCCACUUUCCGAAGAGAAAGUCUUUCGACCGGAUGUAGUUCGUGAUGUACUAUCGCUUAUGCACUCCUGUGGAAUGUAUGACUAUUCGGGUGAAUUUGCGUUCAAAGUUGGUGUUCCGGCAAAAUCUGGUGUUUGCGGUGGAAUGCUUGUUGUGAUUCCGAAUGUAAUGGGCAUAUUCACGUGGUCGCCACCAUUGGAUCCAUUAGGGAAUAGCUGUCGUGGUGUUCAAUUUUGUGAGGAAUUGGUCAGCGGUUUUAACUUCCAUCCAUAUGAUAAUUUAAAGCAUGCAAGUCAUAAGAAAGAUCCGAGACGACAUCGAUAUGAAACAAAGGGUCUAUCGAUUGUAAAUUUAUUGUUUUCGGCGGCAAGUGGUGAUGUAACAGCAUUGCGUCGUCAUAAAUUGUCUGGCAUGGAUAUAACAUUAUCGGACUAUGAUGGACGGACUGCAUUACAUCUGGCCGCAUCCGAAGGUCAUUUAGAUUGCGUUCAAUUUUUAUUGGAACAAUGUAAUGUUCCAUUUGAUCCAAAAGAUCGAUGGGGCAACAUGCCAAUUGAUGAAGCUGAAACAUUUGGCCAUGAAACGGUUGUGGAAUUCCUAAGGAAUUGGCAAAAUAAACCGCCAAACAAAUCGGAUUCAGGUCAAUCGGAAAACAGCACCAGAUCGGCAUCACCGUUAUCAAAUGAAUCAAAUCCAUUUCCAAGCCAUCCGAGUCAUACGUCACCAUUACCAUAAACAGGAACGUUUUUUGGCCUACAACCAAACUAAACCAUUCCGAUUUUUAAACAACAAAAAAAUUAUUUGAAAUGCGUUUUUUGAUCAAGAUAUAUAUUUAUAUUAAGAUAAAGCAAUCAAUGGACAAUAAUUGUUGGCUUAAUAUUGCUUUUGCUAAAGCAAUCUUUUGAAUUAUAUAUUGAAAUAAAUUAUUAUCUGUGUUUUGAGAGACUUGUUGUAUGUGUCAUUUGUAAAAAUUUGAAUCGUAGGAAAAGGCGGUUUCGUCGCCAACUCAUGCUACCGCAUGGUUGACACAAGAGUUGGCGACGAAACCGACUUUUACACUACUGAUUUGAUUUUUAAAAUCGAGUUAUGCACAAUUACUAAAUCAAUUAAACUCCGUUUUAAAUUAGUCAAAUAAAGUAGCUGGAAUUUUAAAUUAAAGCAA